CGUUCUUUCCAUUCUACGCGAACAUUCUCCCACGACGGCAAAGCGGCGAGUUGGCCUGGCGUUCCCAUUCGCAUCCUCGGAUCCUCCCUCGGCGCGCGCGUAAUCUGAGUUAGCUUGACUUAUCACCUUCAAGAGGAUAAGAUGCUGUGGCGCACAAUACGCAGUAUGGAGGUUAUGGUACAUUCUUCUAGUUUCCUUCUUCCAAAAUUGCAUCAGCCAGCCAAGACUCCAGCAAACAACUAUAAUCUGGUUGUUCUUAACCAACAUCUUCCACGAUUCAUGCCUCGUCUCUGGGCUCAAGCAAAGUUGAGAAUAUGUGCUGAUGGAGGAGCCAAUCGUAUUUUUGAUGAGAUGUCUCAGAUGACCAGUUAUGAAGACGAUGAAAGCACCAGAAAUAGGUAUAUUCCAGAAAUAAUUGAGGGGGAUAUGGAUUCUAUAAGGCCAGAAGUAAAAAGAUUUUACUCUUGUCAGGGAACCAAAAUUUCUGAUAAAUCCCACAACCAAGAGACAACAGAUCUGCACAAAUGUAUUUCUAGUAUCCGCGACCGCACUCCUAAUCAUGAAAAGUCCAAUCUCUGCGUUCUCGUUACUGGAGCACUUGGUGGAAGGUUUGAUCACGAGGCUGCAAAUAUCAAUGUUCUCCAUGUGUUCUCGGACAUGCGGAUUGUGCUUCUCUCAGAUGAUUGCUUAAUCCAACUUCUUCCCAAAACACAUCAACAUGAGAUCUAUAUUGAGUCGUCUUUAGAAGGACCACAUUGUGGACUUUUUCCAAUUGGAGCACCGUCUACAAGUACUACAACGACUGGCCUCAAAUGGAACCUGAGUGAUGCAAAAAUGAAAUUCGGCAGCAUGAUUAGCACGUCCAACAUCGUGGAUUCCGAGAAAGUGACCGUGCAGUCUGAUGCAGAUCUUCUAUGGACAAUUUCUCUUCGAAAUCUUACCUGAAGGGCUUCCAUCUCCGUUUCAUUUGAAACAUCUGCCUUGUUUCCUUAUAGUGAAAUCUUUGACAUCGAUGUGCACGUAUCAGCUAACUAGCUAAGGUCAGACCUUGUACAGUGCAGUUGAAUUUGUGUUCAGAAGUUGUUCUGUAUAUCUGGUAAAUAAAUCCGGUGGCUCGUCGUUGAGCCUAUGUUCUCAGAUUGAUUGAAACCCACGAGGUUACGAUAAUGA
Molecule: messenger RNA, 1170 nt
Organism: Lolium rigidum
Lineage: Eukaryota; Viridiplantae; Streptophyta; Magnoliopsida; Poales; Poaceae
Product: thiamine pyrophosphokinase 2-like
Exons: 7
Coding region: 142-945 (267 amino acids)
Biological process (GO): thiamine diphosphate biosynthetic process; thiamine metabolic process
Molecular function (GO): thiamine binding; thiamine diphosphokinase activity; ATP binding
Source: RefSeq, a predicted model, not a curated record